AUAAAUUUAGAGUAGUGUUGAUAUAUAUACGACGAGAAUGGAUAAAUACAAGAAGUUAUCAGAUUUUCUCAAGAAAUUUUAUAUUCCUUCGUACGUUCUCUCGCCUGAUCAUGAAGCCGAGCUUGUGGCUGAGCCCAGUAGUAGUAGUAGUCCACCUGAGAACCCAAUCCUCGUAUUCGUCAACUCCAAAAGCGGAGGUCAACUAGGAGCAGAACUCAUCCUUACCUACCGCACUUUGCUCAACGAGAAGCAGGUUUUUGACCUAGAGGUAGAGACUCCGGAUAAGGUUCUGCAGAGGAUCUACAAUAAUCUAGAGAGGCUAAAGGACGAUGGUUUCGCUUGCAAGAUUCGGGACAAGUUGAAGAUCAUUGUUGCAGGGGGAGAUGGAACAGCUGCUUGGCUCCUUGGAGCUGUUUCUGAUCUUAACUUAUUCAAUCCACCUCCAAUUGCUACGGUUCCUUUGGGUACAGGAAACAACCUUCCCUUUGCAUUUGGAUGGGGUAAGAAAAAUCCUGGAACAGAUGGUUCUUCAGUGGAGUCUUUUUUGGAACAAGUAAUCAACGCAAAAGAGAUGAAGAUAGACAACUGGCAGAUACUUAUGAGGAUGAAGGCUCCCAAGAAGGACUCUAGUAACACUAUUGUACCACUUAAGCUACUACAUUCUCUUCAUCAGGUUUUACCAUCAGAUCAAGAAUAUAUGGAAGAUUGCAAAACAUUUCGUGGGGGAUUCUGGAAUUACUUUAGCUUGGGGAUGGAUGCUCAAGUAUCUUAUGCAUUUCAUUCCGAGAGAAAACUGCACCCAGAAAAGUUUAAAAAUCAGUUGGUUAAUCAGAGCACAUAUCUAAAGCUUAGUUGCACACAAGGAUGGUUUUUUGCCUCUCUUUUUCACCCUUCUUCACAAAACAUAGCUCAGCUUGCAAAGGUUCAGAUUUGUAAUAAAAGUGGCCAGUGGAAUGACCUUAACAUUCCCCAAAGCAUCAGGUCCAUAGUAUGUUUGAAUCUUCCUAGCUUCUCUGGAGGACUAAAUCCUUGGGGAACACCAAAUCCCAAGAAACAACGUCAUAGAAGCCUAACUCCACCAUUCGUUGACGAUGGGCUCAUUGAAAUCGUUGGGUUUAGAAAUGCUUGGCAUGGUCUUGUUCUGCUCACUCCAAAUGGUCAUGGGACAAGAUUAGCACAGGCAAACCGAGUUCGAUUUGAGUUCAAGAAAAGUGCAGCUAAACAUGCAUACAUGAGAAUGGAUGGAGAGCCAUGGAAACAACCACUUCCAUUGGAUGAUGAAACUGUGAUGGUCGAGAUCUCACAUCAUGGACAAGUCAACAUGCUUGCAACCAACAGUUGCAGCUCCAAAAGCAUGCAUGCAUGAGUCUUCUCCCGCAAUCCAGUCUAGUGAUGAUGCAAAUGGCUCAUCAGUGGUUAAAUGCGAGGAUUUUAGAAACUCCGGUGCGGCUGAUCCAGUUAAUAAGAUAAGCAACACUCUUUGAUAUAUAUUCACUUAUGUUCGACUCUUAACACAAUAUUACUCCUUUUUUUCUGUGACUUCUGUGUUCAGACUUCAAUUUAAACUCAAAUCUCGUUGGGAAGUUU
Capsella rubella is the source of this 1587-nucleotide messenger RNA. RefSeq names its product diacylglycerol kinase 6. NCBI's taxonomy places the organism in Eukaryota, Viridiplantae, Streptophyta, Magnoliopsida, Brassicales, Brassicaceae. The record is from RefSeq and is a predicted model, not a curated record. Bases 38 to 1366 code for a protein of 442 amino acids. The transcript has 12 exons. Gene Ontology annotation, molecular function: ATP-dependent diacylglycerol kinase activity.